UAGAACUCUUAACCCAAGACAAUCGAACUUUUCUCAGACUUGAAUUAAAACACCAAAAUUCACCUUAGAAAUUGAAGAAGAAUAUUCGUAUGUGGUUCGAUAAUCGAUCCCUGGUGAGGGAAGGAAGUUCUGUUGGAUUUUAGCCACUAUAAAUGCGUAUCUUUAUGCGUCAUCAAUAAGCCAAGCCGUGAUCUCUUUCACUGUGACAAUGGCCCUUCUUGUUUUUCUUUCCAAAAACCAGAUACCCAAACCCUAAAUUGCUUGCCUUUUCACAAUCUACGCACAACCAAAGCAAAGUUCCCAUUUUCCAGAUCUGACUAAACUAAACCAAUCCUUUAGAUCGGCUUAAACCUUUAAAAAGUAAAUAAAGACCCAGUUUUUAAUAUUUUUUCACUAAUUAUAUCUAUUUUGAAGUUGUAUUAAGUUGAGUUAAAAAAAAUUCGUUUGUGAUUUUACGUGAUCACGUUGGAUUCUGCGGGAUUUAAGCUAAUUAGAUCUGUUUUUGGGUAUUUUUAAUUUAUAUAUGUUGUUUUAGCAGUUUAAUUUUUUUUUAUCGGUUUGGGAGCGUUUUUUCUUUUUCCUCAAUGGCAGUGCCAUCGGGAAAUGCAGUUUUAUCAGAUAAAAUGCAGUUUCCUGCUCCUUCAGCUGCAGUAGCUGGCGCCGGAGGUGGUGAUGCUGGAGCCGUUGGCGGUGCAGGAGGAGGAGGUGGAGGAGGAGGAGGAGGUGCAGAGUUCAACCAGCACCAUCAUCGGAAUUGGUUUCCCGAUGAGCGUGAUGGCUUUAUCUAUUGGUUGCGGGGUGAAUUCGCAGCAGCCAAUGCUAUGAUUGACUCCCUUUGUCAUCAUUUGCGUGAGGUCGGGGAAGUUGGGGAGUAUGAAGCCGUCAUAGCUUGCAUUCAGCAAAGGAGAUGUCACUGGAACCCUGUGCUUCAUAUGCAGCAGUACUUUUCGAUUGCUGAGGUUUCCUAUGCUCUUCAACAGGUGGCCUGGAGAUGUAGGCAAAGGCAUUGUGAUCAUGGGAAAGUUGGGGGAAAGGAUUUUAAAAGGUCUGGAUUUGGCUUUAAGGGGCAUAGGGUAGAGGUGGCCAAAGAAAUACAGAAUUCUGUGGUGGAUACUAAUGGGAAUUCUACUGUUACCGCUGUUUCAGAGAGAAAUGAGAGAGGGAGUGAGAAAUAUGAGGAACUUAAGUUAGGUGGUGAGUUAGGGAAGGUGGAAGAUAAAGGCUCAGUUGUCACAGAGGAAAAAUCGUCUCUUUCCUGUUUAGCUAGGAACAGCUGGAAUAGAUUGGAACAUGAUUCACAUCCUGCACAAAAUCAGAAUGAAAACCAGACUCUGGCAUUGCUUCCAAAAACUUUUGUUGGUAAUGAGAUGUUUGACGGAAACAUGGUCAAUGUGGUGGAUGGGCUAAAAUUGUAUGAGAAACUGUUUGAUGAGAAGGAAGUUUCUGACCUUGUCUCCUUGAUAAAUGAGUUAAGGGCUGCUGGGAAAAGAGGACAUUUUCAAGUUCAGACAUAUGUAGCUUCAAAAAAACCGAUGAAGGGACAUGGCAGAGAGAUGAUUCAGUUGGGCCUUCCAAUUGCUGAUGCCCCUCUGGAUGGUGAAACUGCUGCCAGGACUUCCAAAGUAGAUCGGAGAAUAGAAGCCAUUCCUUCCUUGUUGCAAGAUACUAUUGAACGUUUGGUCGACUUGCAAGUUAUUACUGCAAAGCCAGACUCUUGCAUCAUUGAUGUCUAUAAUGAGGGGGAUCAUUCACCGCCUCGAAUGUGGCCACCUUGGUUUGGAAACCCUACUUUCGUCUUGUUCUUGACUGAGUGUGACAUUACUUUUGGAAGGGUUAUUGGGGUUGAUCAUCCGGGUGAUUUCAAAGGCUCUCUAAAGCUUUCUCUUUCACCUGGAUCGCUCCUCGUAAUGGAAGGAAAAUCGGCUGAUUUUGCCAAACAUGCACUACCUUCUGUCCGAAAGCACCGCAUGCUUGUUACAUUUACCAAGUAUCAACCAAAGCAAUCUGUGGCUGACAACCAGAGGCCUCCUUCACCUUCGGUUUCUCAGUCUCCACAAUGGGGUCCACCAUCUAGUCGAUCACCCAACCGUUUUCGCCAUUCUGCUGGCACCAAGCAUUUUGCAGCAAUACCAACAACUGGUGUACUGCCAGCUGCAGCAAUUCGGCAACAAAUUCCACCCGCAAAUGUUGUUCAACCAUUAUUUGUGCCUGCACCUGCUAUUCCAUUUCCUGCUCCAGUUCCCAUCCCGCCUGGUUCGACUGGGUGGUCAGCCGCUGCUGGUCAAAGGCAUUUUCCACCUCAUCUACCCAUUCCUGGCACUGGAGUUUUCUUGCCUCCACCAGGCUCAAAUUCAUCGUCUCAACAAUUGUCAACUAUUGCAACCGAACUCAACAUUCCCAUGGAGACAAUUUCCCCUUUGGAAAACAGUAAUGGUUCAGGGAAACUCACUCACCAUACAACUUCAUCUAGAGGGAAGUGUGAUGGACCAUCACCAAAACAAGGCUGCAAUGGAAGUGUAGAUGAAACCGGUAAUGGAAGAGCUAUGAUGAAGGAAGAGCAGCAAUGUGCUUGACAAGCAAACCUGCUAAUGCAGUUUAGAGUGAGAAAGAGAAAGAGGUAGGCUGCAAACAGAAAUGAGUUUCAAGCAAAUGUAAAGAUCGGGUGGCAUUCGAAACUUUUUUUGACAUUUCAUACUGGUGGGGGAAGGGAAGAACUUCUCAGUUCUCUCUAUAAUCUUUCAUUUGUGUUUUUGGUUAUCAUAUGCACUCUUAAAGUAUGUGGAAAACUCCAUUUUUGAUUUAA
This is a messenger RNA of Gossypium raimondii (Peruvian cotton), 2803 nucleotides long. Its product is annotated as RNA demethylase ALKBH10B. Gene Ontology annotation, molecular function: mRNA binding; demethylase activity. Bases 585 to 2573 code for a protein of 662 amino acids. Gene Ontology annotation, biological process: mRNA catabolic process. Lineage: Eukaryota; Viridiplantae; Streptophyta; Magnoliopsida; Malvales; Malvaceae. The transcript is spliced from 8 exons. The record is from RefSeq and is a predicted model, not a curated record.